This is a messenger RNA of Plasmodium inui San Antonio 1, 2178 nucleotides long. RefSeq lists its product as hypothetical. The record is from RefSeq and is a predicted model, not a curated record. The transcript has a single exon. Bases 1 to 2178 code for a protein of 725 amino acids. Lineage: Eukaryota; Apicomplexa; Aconoidasida; Haemosporida; Plasmodiidae.
AUGGUAAAAAGCGCAAGCAAAAACAAUGACACGGAAAUGGAUGACCUCUCAGUCAACAUAAACAACAGCAACGAUUUUAACAGAGUCCUAAACGAAAUUAAGUUAAAAGAAUUUCAUCAUGAAAAAUCAAAAAGGAGAAAGGACAUCAAAAGUAAGUUAAAGCUAAAAAAUGUCAACGAUGUCGAAAAUGACAUAGUAAUCUUAAACUCGCAGUCGGACAAAGGCACAAAGAAGAAAAGGAUUCUUAGCAAAAAUAAAUCGAAAGAAAAAUUGCUGCAAAAUGAUGUGAGUUCAAUGAACACGCAAAACGCAAUGGACGCGCAAAACCCAAUCGACACACAAAACAGCCAUUUGUACGACACGCCCGUUUUCCCGCAAAUCACCUCCCUAAUUCUCUACCAUGAAAAAGAAAACAACAACUCGGAAUCCUCCAGCAGCAUCAAAAAUGCAAUAAACGAAAAAAUAAAAAAGCACAACUCGAAUCAUCAAAUCGAGAAACAUACCAUAUAUGAUAUCUACGCAAAGACGUUAAAAAAAUUGUCAAUUGAAGACGAAAGUGACGUCUUAAAAGAAAGUGAUGAAGGCAGCUUUUAUUUUAAUAUGAACAAAAUUUCAGACAAAAGAAAAAGCAAUAUAAAUUUUUCAAACUCGAACUUUUCAAAUAACACCUCAGAUGUGUCCUCAUAUAAUUUGAUUCCCACGUAUGAAACUAAGGGCAGUAAUGUGGACAAAAAAAUAAACCACCAAAAUGAGAAGGACACAAAAUUGAGGGAAAUAAAACAUAGCGAUAGUGGUGCACAGCCGAAGCAGCAGCGCCACCACAGUAAGGAGAAAAAAGCGCAAAAGGAAUUGGAACAGCUUCCAAGAAAUGAAGCCCCAGAAAGUGACUCAAAUUUCUACUACGAUGAGAAAGCUUUUAACGUUUCGCACCUGAACAAGGAACAUCACAGUUGCAAAAAUGGUGCUCAUUCUUCCGAUGAAAAACAAAGCAUAAAGGGAAUGGUAAAAGGAAAAAGGGUGGGCGAUAGAGAACGAGGCGAAGAAUCAGAUAAGUACGAACAUGAAAGGGAUACAAAUGGAGGUACAUACAAAAGUGGAAAAAAGUGCAAAUUAAAAGGUGUAAGCGAAAAUGUAGAUUUAGAUAUAAACACACAGCCCUACGCGCGUGAUGCAAAGUUUCCUGCAGACUUCCUCAACACGAACGAAUCAAAAUCGUUAGCAAACGAAUACCUCACACAGAAGGAACGUGAUUAUUUGAACAUGUCCAACUCUUUGUCCAUUGAAAGCUUACGCGAAAAAGCAAGAGAAGAAAUGCAGAAUGACGAAAUGGGAAAUGAAAAAUGUGAUAUAGCCGACACAAAGGGAAAGGACCAAAUCGUAAGUAACUAUGAUGAUGACGCGUAUGGUGCAAAGGGAUCAAUCCAGACAUCACUAAAAGAUAUACCCGAAAUUAAUACGUACCAUUCACUAAACACUCUGUUACACAAAAAAAAAAAAUAUAUAAACGGAAAACCAAAUGAGAAUUACGCAACAUCAGAAAUAACCACAACGGAUUCUGAGUACUCGAUAGAUGAAAAACUCAAUAUAAAUAUGUCAUAUGAAGAUUUUAAAAAUAAGAAGAAGGAAAGUGAAAUGCUGUCUGUUGUACAGGUCAGCAAAAGUAAAGAGAAGUUACUAAAAGUAGUAAAUAGUAAACAGAUUUUAAACAUUAGGAAGCUGCUAAGAAUAAUGCGAGAAUUUUAUAUAGGAUUUAUUGGUCUACAAUUAAUUUAUUUUAUAACGUAUCUUCUCUUUGGUAACAAUAGCGUCUACUUAAUUCAAAUUGUUUCCAUAUCUUGCACCUCCUUCUCCUUGUUGGAUGCCAAUUACCACGGCUACUUAUUAAAUGGCUUUAUUGACCUCUCUGUUGCAAUUUUUUUAAAUAUAGCUAUUGUAGAAGACAUUUCCGGUUUUAAAAGCUUAAAAUCUAAUGAUGUGUUAAAAAAUAUAACCCUGUCGAAUGUCGUUUUUUUGUACUUCUUUUCUGCGUUUUCGUUUUUGAAUGGCUAUUAUAUACACAAAUUGCAUUCCAUGGAGAGAAGAAAUAUAAAGCAUGUAAUACGGAGCAUUGAGUCGAAGGCGGAUCAGGCUGUUAAAAGCGCCACGCUGGAUGCCUCACCUUCCAAAAGUGUUCAUUAG